UGAAUGGGCUCUGAAUGAGCUUGUAUGAUACGUGCUACGUCAUGACGCACAGCCCAAGGCGGAAGUGAACACGUGUGUUUGACGGGAAGCACGCACGUUGGGAGGCCACGAACAUUUCUCAGGACCAGAAGUCACCGUGUCUGUAGAUCACCAUGGCUGUGAGAGCGGCGUUUGAGAAAAACAACGAGAUCGGCUGCUUCGCCAAGCUGACCAACACCUACUGCCUGGUGGCUAUCGGCGGCUCGGAGGGCUUCUACAGUGUGUUUGAAGGGGAACUGUCAGAAACCAUCCCAGUGGUUCACGCCUCCAUAGCAGGCUGCCGCAUCAUCGGGCGGAUGUGUGUGGGUAACCGCCACGGCCUUUUGGUGCCUAACAACACGACAGACCAGGAGUUGCAGCACAUCAGAAACUGCCUUCCAGAGGCAGUGAAGAUCCAGCGAGUAGAGGAGCGGCUAUCUGCCCUGGGCAACGUCAUCGCCUGCAACGACUAUGUAGCACUGGUCCACCCCGACCUCGACAGGGAGACAGAGGAGAUCCUGGCAGACACACUGAAGGUAGAGGUUUUCCGUCAGACGGUGGCCGAGCAGGUCCUGGUGGGCUCCUACUGCACCUUCAGCAACCAGGGAGGCCUCGUCCACCCCAAGACCUCCAUAGAAGACCAGGACGAGCUGUCGUCGCUGCUCCAAGUUCCUCUAGUGGCUGGCACAGUUAAUCGGGGCAGCGAGGUGAUCGCGGCAGGGAUGGUGGUCAACGACUGGUGUGCGUUCUGCGGUCUGGACACCACCAGCGCCGAGCUGUCCGUCAUCGAGAGCAUCUUCAGACUGAGCGACACGGCACAGCCCUCCGCCAUCGCCACGACCAUGAGAGACUCACUGAUCGACAGCCUGACAUAAGCCGUCUGCCCGGCGUCCCACCGUUGAGGAGCUCUGCUGCGGUGCAUCGAGGCCGACAAGCUGCUAGACCAUCUUCCUGACAUCAGACACCUCCUUCCACACAAACGGUUUGCUUUCACUUGAAGCCACAGCUUCUGUCUGCGGACAGUUUAUGGCAACCAUUUUGUGUCCAAUGUCAGUUUGAAGCUUAACACGGUUUCCUCCAGUAACCUCACAAAUAAAUUAAACAUUUUUCACAUUUUUUUAACCAGACAACAAGGUGUACCAACUGAUUUCUGGCAGUUGAAACGGGCGCAGCUGUAACCUCAUUUUGACUGGGACUGGAGGUAAUCAGACAUCAGUUUUAGUGCAGGACUGCUGUUAUUGAGGCGAUACUGUUGCUGGAGGAGUUUGCUUUAAUUGGGGAUGGAAAUGGUUCAAGUGAAAGCAACCCAGCUUCUGAGACUGCAUUUACACAGGAGUGGAAGAAUCUGAUGUUGAAUGCUUUUUUGCACAAAUGUGGCUUCAACCCUGGCCUGUUUUUCUGCACAGCUAGAAAGAUGCGGAGCCUGUGCCAAAAAGAAUUGGAAAUCAGAUUCAUUCCCGUGCCUGUGUCCAUUCAGUCGAAAUGACUAGCAGCUGCCAUUGGUAGACAAUCUGUGUAACUCUGUCAAUGGCAGUCUGUGCCACAGAUAAAAAUCUUAAUGCUGAAAACUGAUGGGAAACUGGACCCUGGUUUGCUGAAUCACUUCCCUGAAGGCACAGGGCAACUUCCUGGUCAACACUGAUGGGCAACAGCACCCAGGCAUUUCUCACAGCUUUGUUGCUUUACUCACUUAAAAUCAGCCAUGAAAUCCUUUGAAGAGAUUUUUCAUCCUGUCUCACUUUGAUGCCUACAGCCGAGCGAUUCCCAUCUACAUUGGCCCUCACAAAUUGUCAAGUGUAUCACCACCGUAAAGGGUCAUUACACUCCGAAAGUCAGCUUGAGUCAGAUGCUUUCAGACCUCAGACACCAACUGUGGAAGUCCCUAACCCACUACUACAUCUUAAUUAUAAGACGACAUGAUCUAACAAAAACAUGAAAAGAUGUGUGAAAAAAAGAUAAUUGAGGGCACAGGAUAUGCAUGCAGUUGCAUGUUAGCAUUUAACUGAUGCUCAUUUUCUCUGGUACUUCAUCUGAACACAGUAAUGUUUUUUACUUGUCCUUUUUCAGGUCUGAAAGCACCUGACAGUUUUAAUAUUGGAGUGUGCAGCAAACUGACAGUAACAAUAUAUGGAGGUAGAGUCUAAUUUAAUUGUCACUGCUAUUGUAUGAAAGGCUUACAUGAAACGCUUCUCUGUAAAAGAGGGAGGACAAAAAAAAACUUGGGAGGAAAAAAUGUCAGUUCGAAAAAUCAGGAAAUUAAACAGCAGAGAUGAUUUUCACAAGCUGUGUGAAAAGAAAGCAUUGUGAAAAGUGGAAAAUGUACAAUAUUUUUUACUUCAUUCUUCUUGUGUGAUUGCCAACUGUAAGAAAUGAAGCCUUACCUGGUGAACUCUUGGUGAAGAUUUCUGAGGGGACGACACCUGUCCUUUUGCCUCUGUCUUGUAUAAUAAAAGCAGAUCACCCAGUUUUUACCCGA
Molecule: messenger RNA, 2494 nt
Organism: Myripristis murdjan (pinecone soldierfish)
Lineage: Eukaryota; Metazoa; Chordata; Actinopteri; Holocentriformes; Holocentridae
Gene: eif6
Product: eukaryotic translation initiation factor 6
Exons: 7
Coding region: 153-893 (246 amino acids)
Biological process (GO): cytosolic ribosome assembly
Molecular function (GO): ribosome binding
Source: RefSeq, a predicted model, not a curated record